Messenger RNA from Tripterygium wilfordii, 3924 nucleotides. Its product is annotated as transcription factor Pur-alpha 1-like. The record is from RefSeq and is a predicted model, not a curated record. NCBI's taxonomy places the organism in Eukaryota, Viridiplantae, Streptophyta, Magnoliopsida, Celastrales, Celastraceae. Bases 258 to 1079 code for a protein of 273 amino acids. The transcript has 7 exons. Gene Ontology annotation, biological process: regulation of transcription by RNA polymerase II. Gene Ontology annotation, molecular function: RNA polymerase II transcription regulatory region sequence-specific DNA binding; purine-rich negative regulatory element binding; DNA-binding transcription factor activity, RNA polymerase II-specific. Gene Ontology annotation, cellular component: nucleus.
GCUACUUCCCUGUAAAUGAAAUCAAUAGAUUACCUUUUCCAGGGACCAGCUAUGAACCCAAAUACUCUGCUUCUCUCUACCAACUUAACUGCAGCUAAUGAGGUACCAUUUCAACACUGAUUUCCUGUUCAUGACUUUGAUUUCCUUUUACAACCAAUGUGUUAUAAUCCAGCUUCCCUUCUUCCAUACUACCAGUCACAGGUCUUUCUUCCUGAACCCAAUCAGGAAACAGAGAAUAUCGAAGCUAAGAUUGGAUUAUGGAGGUGUUCGAUCCGGAAAAGGAUGUGCCUUUAGCCCGAAAGAAGUUGGUGAUACAUCACCAACCCUUCUGCUUUGAGGUGUGGGAGAGUGAGAAGUAUAAACGACAGUAUUUCGUUAUAUCCCAGAACCGCUCCUCGAUUUCUUUCCCAACUUCUGCCUCUUAUAGCUUCUUGGAUGCUUUUGAUGGGUUUUGCGAGGGUUUCGAGAAACAACUGCAAGAGGGGAAUUUUAGCAGGAAAGAAUAUUCAUUGAAUAUCGACGACAUGGUUUUUUCCUUCACCAGUGGAAAAGACAGAUGGGGUCCCCUUAUUAAGGUUUCAGAGGCAUCAAGUACCCAUGACAAUAAUAGCAUAAUAGUACAAUCUGGAUGCAAUCGGAGGGGCCAAAAUGAUGGCUGGAAAUUGUUUAAGGAGACAUUAGCACGUAUUACUAGAAACAUAAGGGUUUUUUACCCUCCGCAUGAGCUUAUAUGCAAUCCUCCAAAACAAAUUGUGGAGGUGGCAGAGGCCAAAGCUGUCUUCACUACCAGUCAGAUUGACCAUAAGUCUUCCGCAGUGCAGCUGAAUAUAGAGUCUUCACAAGAUGAAAAUAGUACCUCUGGUAUUUCUAAAAUGAUGACAUCAGAUGACAGGAGGUUCUUCUUUGAUCUUGGAAGCGAUGAGGGGCUAAAAAUAUCGGAGGUUAGUGGUGACAGGCAGUCCUCCAUUACAGUCCCACUGACAGUGCUGAGUGAAUUUCAUGAGAUAUUGGGUCAGUACAUUUACCUUGGGACUACCAAUGAUUCAAAGAAGUUGGCAAGUGAAAAGGGCAUGGAGUAGUGUGGCAGCCCUCUCAUUAGUGUGCAUCAUAAAGUGAAUGAAGAGGGGAUCCCUUGUGCUUCAGAAAAAGUGAAACAGAAGCCAUUCAAGGAGUCAAAGAGAAAUAAAUAGGAGAGAUGACAGCAUGCUAAGCAAGAAAAAUCUGAAGUCUCAGAUGGACAUAAUAAAUUCAUAUUGUGGAAGGUCUAUAGAUAAUAGAUCAGAUUGUCUCUCAUUUCAUCUUUAACAACAGAACUUGUUCAACCUUUUUGAGAAUGUCCUCGCAUUUUUAGAAAGUAUAUUUAUUCCCAAUUCCUAAUACCUAACUCUUACCUAGAAUCAAUCAUGAGGUUGAGAAAUAUUAGGGUUACCCCCUUUGCUACUCUCCCAUAGGUAUUUCGGACCUGUUUAUGGUAGUUCUUUCAGUAGUCAAAGUCGGAAAAAAAAAUGUUUGCCUUCUUUGUUAGGCACAGAGGAAUAAAACUGGGAAGUUACUUUCCUAAUUGAAUGCUAAGACAGUGUUUCAGCUUAAGGAUUCACCCUUUGCUUAGCUUGGUACCCAGCAAUUGGUAUUAGAGCUUUCAAUCUUUGUAGAAGCGAUGGCCAUGACUUGAGAAAGUCUUGAGGAGAUCGAAGCUGCAAUCUGAAGCAUCACAGUUAAGGUUUCAGCAUAUUGAGGAUCCUCUUUAAACUAGAUCGAGCGAUUACGAAACUGAGGGUCUUAUUCACAUGACCAUUUUGCGGUUAGGAUAGAAAAUCUGAAAACAAGUGACUAAUCCCCGUCAGUGGAUUCCUCAAGCCAAAACUUCUCUCUUUAUCCUGCACUAGUCGCUCCACAAGAUGGCUCCAGAGCCAGCUCUCAUUUUGAAGAGGAUGAAGAGUUUAAGAAGAAAAUCUUGUCGAAGAAAAUUGUUGAAGAAGAUGAGCAAUCUGACAAUGAAUGAUGAAACAGGGAUGAAGUGGAGGAGAAACCCCUCAGAAAAGACAUCUCCUAUAAUUUGGAAACACAAACAAGGAUUCGAACUAUGAACCCAACGAUGCAAGCUUAGCCCAAUUUCUUGUUGCUUCCAGGCGCAAAUUAUCAGGUUUGCCCAUGGCAUUCGCUAGAUUUUCAGCCCAAGGAGGUUUCUAUGUUCCAAAGUUUUGCCAAUAUGAUCCCAUAAUAUAUCAGAGUAAUAACUCUAGAACUAGAACUGGGUAUGGGUCUUAAAAUUUAAUUGGAAUUACCUUCCCUCGGAAAAAUCUACUUGAGAUAUUACUGAGUUUCUGAAAGAUCAGAUUUCAAGAUCGUACCAUGAGAAUAAUAUUCAAGUUCUAGAGGAGAUGAAUGUUGGAGACGAUAUCUAUUCUCUGCCAACGUGCAAGCCAAAACUAUCCUGUAGUAGAAGAAUUCUAUCAUGCUAUAUUGAGUAUGUCUGUUAUUGGAUUUCCUUAUUUGUAGGAGUAAGGUUUCUGUUAUUGGAUUUGCUUACUGUAAAAUUUUCCUUAGUUCUUUUUUGUGUUUCUUUGUCUAGAAUCUAACAAUCAUUACUUUCUUAGUUCGUAUAGAUUAUUGAGUUAUUAGCCUUCCCGAUUCUUUCCCAAAUCUGAAUCCUAAGGCGCCAUUCUAGCCUGAAGAUUUACCUGUUGCUUAGCCUGGUGUCCAUAUUAAUCACAUGCUAGAGGGAGGCUAAAGUAUUGAUUAUUCAUUGAAUUCAUGGCGAACUUAGUAAAUCUUAUUAUGGAAAGGCAUUUAAAGACUUAAAAGGUAUAAAAAUUUGAAACAUUUUCUUAAUAUGCCAAUCGUUGUGCCUAUUCUACUUUCCUCUAAUAAGAUCCAGUUCAUGAUUGUGUUCAGUGUUGACUUUCGUUUUUAUAUUGUAUAUUGUCUUGAAUAUCUGUUUCUAUAUGCUUUCUUUCAAGUCUAUUCAGCUUUGAAUCUUCUGUUGACUUCUUUUUAAGUGUCUGUUUCAGUUCAUUCUGUGAACACCGUCAAAAUUGUGUUUUUUGCAAUGCCACUGGCUUAUGAGGCAAUGUUUCAGAGCGGUUGUUAAAGCAAUAAGUCGUGGGCUGAAUAUCAAUAUCCCUGGAGGCAGUCCUCUAUUUCUACUUUCCCAUCUGGCAAUGGCGAUCAAUAAAGAAUUUUUCGAGUAUUGGGUUGAAGCUGGGUGUUGACGUAUCAGAAAAACCUGUCAAUGAUCGUGGUGUUCUAUUUUUUGAGACAGGCUCGCAGCAUGUGCAUGUUGGUGUCGGAGGGAUCAACUGGGUAGACUGAAAUGCAUAAUGUCCCUUGGAAAGAAUUUUGGCAUUGUCAAAAAUAACUCAGCAAAGAUUGAUAAUAAUUUGAGGCUUCUCUUCACUGCACAUGAUGUCCUGGCAUCAAGAGGAAACCCCUCAUAGAUUUCUGAUCCUGCAGAACAAUUGGAAGAGUUCACUGAGGCCCAAUCUGACCUCACUGCCAGCUACUGUGUUGAAAACCCUUCAGCGACAUGGCUGAAUGUAGAGUCCUCAUGAAGAGAAAAUAGGCAUCUCUGGGAUCUCUAAAAUGAUGAUGAACAAAGAAGUUCCUCGAUCAUGGAAUCGAUAAAACAGGCUGUAGUGUUUUGUGGCCAUGUCUUUUGCCUACUGACAAGCAAAAUGCAGGUCUGGGGAGUGAGCAGGUCAAAGAGCAUGGGAUGCAGUCACGCAAGAAAGGAUGACAGAGAUCAAUAAUUAUGUGUCAAAGAACUAUAGGUCGGAUUCUUUUUAAAAAUGUCACAUUAAUUUCCUUCAUUUGUUAUGUAUCAGAGUGUGGAAGAAAGAUGAAUUCUGUGAUCAUCUGUUGAAAAUAUAAGUUGUCUAGAUGACCCUUCUAAAUAAUCUAAAAGAAGGCAUCUUGAUCUUUAUU